CAAAGAUGGCGGCUUCCAUAAUUGAGACAUGCCAUGUAGCAUGCAGCGCAAAUAGGACUCCAAAUGUUGUUUCUUGGGGUCGGGGAGGGACUGUGGCUUUCGGGACGUGCAAUUCAGUGGCCUUGUACGAACCAAAGGAAAGAAGAGUUGUCGCUUUGCUGAAUGGACACAAAGGGAGAGUAAAUGCAGUCAAGUGGGUUCACAAGAAAGACAAUGCAUCAGAGCGUCAUGUCGUCUCAGGAGGUUCAGACAAUCGGAUCAUCCUCUGGGAAGCUCAACCUGGGAAGUUCGUCCAGUCAGUGGAGUGUAAGGGCCACACUGGUCCUGUCAAUGCUGUGGAUGCCGUCUACCUGGAGGACUCUAAGAUCCUCAUUGCUUCUUCUUCGUCCGAUUCCACAGUGAGAUUAUGGCUCUGCAGUGACGACAAAGAAGUUGAGUGCCUCCAUAAUGUAUCAUUUGGAAGCAGUUUCAUGAUGGAUGUCUCUCUAGCUCUGUUGCCCGGCACUGGAGUUCCCAUUCUGGCCUGCGGAGGUGAUGACUCUCGGGUGCAUCUGUAUGUGCAGGAAAGCGGUCAGCUGCAGAAAGCCAUGUCACUGCAAGGGCAUGAAGACUGGGUUCGUGGAGUGAAAUGGGCAUGUACCGGGGACGAGCUGUUAUUAGCCAGCUGUUCACAGGACUCUCUCAUCAGAGUGUGGAGGCUCUGUGCCAAAUCUGGCACAGACACCCACACAGAAGAUGAUCACACCGUCAUCAAAAUGAAAGAGGACGUUUUUGAAGUGAAGGACAGAGGAAUGGUCUCAAGGUUUGCAGUGUCCCUUGAAACUGUCUUGGCAGGACAUGAGAACUGGGUUUAUGGAGUCAGCUGGCAGCCCCCUGUCUAUAAAGGUGGUGAGCUGCAACAGCCUCUUAUCCUACUCUCAGCCUCCAUGGACAAAACCAUGAUCAUCUGGGCUCCUGAGGAAGGAUCUGGUGUCUGGGUGGAGCAGGUGCGUGUCGGGGAAGUAGGUGGAAACACUCUGGGCUUCUACGGCUGCCAGAUGAGUCCGGAUGGCUCGAUGAUUCUGGCCCAUGCUUUCCACGGAGCGCUACACCUUUGGUGCAAGGAUCAGGAUAAAGAGGGAGGGUGGAGACCAGGAGUUGUGAUAUCAGGUCACUUUAAUGCUGUUCAAGACCUGAGCUGGGAUCCUGAGGGGGAGUUCAUCCUCAGCGUGGGCUCAGACCAGACCACCAGACUGUUCACUCCAUGGAGGAAGCAGGACAGUAAACAGGCAACCUGGCAUGAAAUCUCUCGGCCUCAGAUCCACGGUUAUGACAUGCAGUGUCUGGCCAUGGUUGGGCGGUUUCAGUUCGUAUCUGGAGCUGAUGAGAAGGUCCUCAGAGUGUUUCAAGCGCCUCGAAAUUUUGUGGAGAACUUUGCUAGCAUCUCUGGGAUUUCAAAAGAAAAGCUGCUUCAAUCCAGUGGCUCAGCCAGCCUUCCAGAAGGAGCUAGCACACCUGCCUUGGGUCUUUCCAACAAGGCUGUAUUUCAAGGCGACCUUGUCCCGAAGACUACUGAAGAAGAGGAACAGUUCAGCAGUAUAUCUGACCAAUACCAGGAGUCAUAUUUCCACCCGCUCAGCCUGACUGAGCCACCCCCAGAGGAUCAUCUCCUCCAGAAUACACUGUGGCCUGAGGUCCAGAAAUUGUAUGGUCAUGGAUUUGAGAUGUUCUGCCUUGCCUCUGACAGCACCAAGACGUUGGUUGCAUCAGCAUGCAAGGCAUCUAAAGCUGAACAUGCAGCUGUGCUGCUGUGGAGCACAGCCACGUGGCGUCAGCUGCAGACGUUGCCAUAUCACACCCUUACAGUCACCCAGAUGGCCUUUUCACCUGACACAAAGUUCCUGUUGGCUGUUUCCAGAGAUCGCACCUGGUCGUUAUGGAGACGGAAGCUGCCAACACCAGAAAAUCCAGAGCCUUCGUUCUCAUUGUGCGCACACACAGCCAAGGACACAGCCAUGCACAGCAGGAUCAUCUGGUCGUGCGACUGGAGCCCCGACAGCAAAUACUUUGUGACAUCCAGUCGGGACAAGAAGGUGAUCGUGUGGGGGCCAUGCUUGCUGGAGAACUCUGAAGAGCCAGUGUUUCCUCUGGAGAUCAAGCCAUGUUCCUCCAUCUUAGAUGUUGAGGAUUCUGCUACGGCUGUAGCCUUUUGUCCGUCCCUCUGUUCUGAUCGCAGCUACUUACUUGCAGUUGGUCUGGAGUGUGGACAAAUCCUGCUCUACAGGUGGAGACCCGGUCAAGUGGGGGUUUCAGGGAGUGACUGGAUUAGCGGUGGUGGGACAGACAACUUACAAAGCCACACACUGGCAGUGAAGCGGCUACGCUGGAGGCCGCGGGCCGGUCGGGCAGGUCUAGAGAACAGCGAGAUGGAUGGGCCGAGUGACACGGAGAGAAAACUCGAAGAGAAGAGCUUCUGGGUCCAGCUUGCUAGUGCCAGCGCAGACCACUCUGUCAAAAUCUUCAACAUCAACAAACAGGCUCUUUAGCACCGCCACCACUGACACUAUUAUGUCGGUUGCAAGUAGAGAGAGAGGCUUGGACUGAGGGCCAGAGGCCUGUGUGGGCCACACAGACCACAGCUGCUCUCUCCCAAACCAUUCAGUCCCUGUGACAGCAAGUUAGGCCAUGGGUCAGUCAAAGGACAGAACCUGCUGCACAAAAGCCCCGAAGUCUGUCUGCACAGAGCCAAACGGGUUUGAUGGGUGGAAGCAGGAGGGUUAAAACACCAGAACCGCAGGGUGGCAUUUGGUUUGGAUACUUUACAGAGAAGAAACCUUUGCUCUCUAUCUAGCGCAUGCCUAUGGAAAUAUUUGUGUUGGACUGAAUUCUUUAAGACGACAACUUUGUUAAAAAAUGAGCUUUUGUUGUUGCUUGUGAAUAUCUUUUUGUAUUGUCAUAAUUAGGUUUACACCAAAUUAAGAGAAAUAAGAAUUGUUUAUUGGAUAAGUUUUGUGAUUAUUUAUUUAUUUGUUUUUUUUACAUUUUCCUUCUGAAUUGUGUUCAGACUUGUAGCUCUACUUUCCAAGUCUGAAGUCAAGAAUUAUGUAAAAAAAAGAAAGAAAAGAAAGCAAAUACAAGGCAGGCAAGCAAAUAGCCUAAAGUUUCAAAAGUUAUGCCAAACUUUUUCUUUUUAGGAGGAGAGAUUUCUAUAGUCACUGACUUGAUAUAAUCUCCUUCCUAUAUUAGAUAACCUAAUAUUAAUUAGCAAUGUGGUCAACUGAUUUUCAACUGCACUACACAAUAACUGGGAUCAAUUUAAACUGAAUUUGCUUGAAUCCUGUGAUGCACUAGUUGGUACCCCCUCAACCCCGCAAGUAUAGGUUGGUAUAGACAAUAGAUGAGUUGAUAUCAGGACCAGGGUGACAUUAUGUGAUUGGAUUUUAUUGGAACAAAUUGAGUAAAUUCAAUCUGGAUUCCAUAUGAAAUAGGAAGUGGCACCAUUGAGGGGACUUCUGUUGUAAUGCAGCACAACAUAAAAAAAUUUUAAUUUAGAGAAUGCAACUAGUGAUGACAUUAUGUACACAACAUAGAACUGGAGCCUCAAUGCAAAACACCACAGCCAUGCAGGAAGAGAAUAACAGUAUUUAAAAAUAGUAGUCAAUUGGAUUGAAACUGAAAGGACGCAACAAAGACAGAAACAGUAAUGCCAAUGUUAUGAGACAUUAUUUUGAAAACAGUCUGACAUCAGCUGUAAGCAUUUUUUUAUCUCCUCAUGCAGACAACAUUUUAUGAACUGUAUUUAACUAAUUGAUUUGUAUUAAAUAUGUAUUACCAAAGAUUCUGUUUAAUCACAUGGACCUUGUCCAGUUUGCUCUUUGAGUUUGGUGAAAUAUGCUAACAUAUUUUUCAAGGACAAUCCAUGUCAGGAUAUUUACUCUAAAACCAUCCAGGUGUGCCGUCACCAUUAUCUAUCCAUCAUCUAUGCCCGUUGGUGUGUGUGAAGGGUCACCUAUCUCCAGCAGUCAUUGGACCAGAGGAGGGGUACACCCUGAACAAUUUGCCUGUCCGUAAAAGGCUAACAUGGUAAAACUCUCACCAAAGGAUGCAACAUGCCAUGUUUUUGGGGCUGUGGAUGGAAGCCAGAGUAACUGGAGAGAACCCACACCCGCACAGGGAGAACAUACAAAGAGCGCAGGCUGGGUUUCAAACCCAAAAGCAGCCCUCCUUUAUGUGAAUUUGUCUGGGGUCAGUGGUUGCCUGCAGCCUUAUGUCUGUCCAGUCACAAACUGUGUGCAAUCACAAAAACAGAGAACUACUGCUCUUGGAGUAGUUCUCUGUUUUCAAACUAUAAAACUAGUUAUGAGGAAAAAGCUGCUGUACAUCAUGAGGAAUCCCCAACUUUCAUGUCAUGCUAUUAUGAAAGCGUUAUCUUCAAUAUUUCAUUUUAAAAUGGAACAGUCUUCUUGCUUUUCAUCAUUAUUUUUAUGUUAUGAGGUCUUUACUCCGGCUUGCAAACUAAUUCAGACAUUAUGCAAUUUUUUUUUUCUUUUUUUUUUUUUGCAGGCUUGUCGAACAAGCCCUUGACCACCUUUUGGGUGAAAAUAGUUUGCCAUGACGUGGUGCCAAGGACGUCACUUGUAGAAGCCUUUAAAUGUUAGAGAUUAAUCAUAAAAAUGGGGACCAGUGGCACAGCAAAUAAAGCCACUGACAAAGGUUGCUCAGACCUCACGAGUCCUGCUUUAGAAAAGAAGUAAAUGAGAAAAUAUUUGAGAUGAUUAUGUUAUUAUACCUCUGAGUCAGCCAUAGCUCUCUCAGGGUUAUAGUCUGAGAUCAUAAUGGGAAGUAAGAGCACCGUUUUUACACAAUUGAAAUGACAUUUCAUGCUUUUGUUAGACAGACAAAGCCAGCAUGUCAGGAAGAUGUUUUAAAGAGGAAGCAGUUUGCCUUUUAUUGUUAGUUUGUCUAAUCUGUGUAAGUGUGUGUGUGGUCUGUGCUCCCAUUUAGCUUAGCUUUGGUUUGGAAGAAAACAGUCCUUUUGUCCUAAUCUUAUAUUUAGUGGUAGAGGGGAGAUGCAUGCACAAAGUUACACAGCCUUGCAAAACUAUGAAUACCUCUUGAGGUUUUUCACAUUUUUGUCAUGCUACAAACUUAAAAUGCUUUCAGCAUGUAUAUCUUUACUUCAUCAUUUGCUCUUUCCUCUUGAUCCAUAAAGGAGAAACAUGCUUUAUAAACAUGGAUUUUUAGCAGGCCUCACAUGGGGCUUCAGUGAUACUGUGACACAAAAUGGGUCAUUUGACUUUUUUGAGGUCAGAUUAAAAAUUAUUUAGCAAAUGCAACAAUUAAAACUCCACCUUCUGACAAAUGGAUAAAUAGAAAUAGCAAAUAUUUUCAGGAAACUCCAAAAACAUGCAUAGAGAGAAAAGUAACAUGUUAAAUUUGUAUCAAUUUUCUGACUGUUUUUAAAAUCACGAGAUUGAUUAUUUAUUGAUACCUUCUCUUCAUUCUGCCAGCACUGACUAACUGUAGUGUAAUCAAAAUGCAGACAAGUUGCUGCCAUCCAUCCUGUGCACCGACUGGCUCCCCUCAUGUACUUUAAUAAUUCAUCAAGCAUAAUGUUCAAGAGUUUCAUUCCCAAUGUAUUAUUCCCUCUCCCCGUCUUUCUUUCUGACGUCAGCAGGCAUCCCUCUCGCUGUGUCUUUUGUUUGUUGUGCAGAUUAAGAGCUUUAAUAUUGAAUGGGCAUCUCAUUGCAUCACCUCAAUUACCUGUAUUUUUUUUUUUACUGCCUUUAAUAUUUAUCACAUUUAAUAUUUAGCAGUCAUAAAUCUGAGUGACCAACAAUCCUGUGUUCACUUAACAGAUAAUGUGAAGUCCUGCAGGGGAAAAAAAAAAAAUUACGCCCCUUUAAAAAUUUGUAUUUGUUUUAGGAAAUAUUUAUUUCAAAUCCAGUUUUUAAUUUCUGCAAAAGAAAUUUAAAAUAUGCCAAAUUUCAACAUUUUGAUUUUAGCAAUUGGCACAAAAAAUAUGUGUUAUGGUUUAUUCUACAUGCAUGCAGGUACAGAAGCUCAUUGUUUGGCUUUUCAAACUUUAGAAAAGGCCAAGUGUUUUGCUGAACAACGUAUCUUCAUAUCACCAAUGAUGCAUGUAAAUAUAAAAAAACAGUUAUCUUGAGGGAUGAAUUUGCCAUGCGGCCAUUUUAAUAUCAGACUAGAACUAGGCCAUAUCACUUUAUGCAUCUGGUUUCUUGUAAUAAAAAUAUAUUUCAAUAGGCAAGUUUACGCUAUUUAUGUGGCUGUUGCUAUCUUUAUGUUUGGAUGUUGACAUUCAUACGCUCUUGUAAUAAUGUUUAUUUAAUAAACAAAGCCUACAAACACUGUAGAUUUGUAGACACAGCACAGGAAGAUAAAAGAAACGCUGCAUUAUUUUCAGUCACACUUUAUUUAACGAUGAUGUGAAAAGUAAAGGCUGUCCAUAACAUUCAGACAACAAAAGAAGAAUGUUUUUCAAAUAUCCCCAUCGCCCUGCCCUCCUCAUCCCUCCCUCCCCCAAAUAACAACCAAUGGCUCAAAAAAUGUUCAGGUGUUCCAAGUGUGAUACUCAUUUUAUACAAGAUUUUCAUAUCUAGACCUCAUCUGUACAUAACAUAGUUACAGAUACUGUAAAUAAAAAGAAGACUUCAGAUUUGUGAAAUGUUUCCUAUGUAAAAAUGAGAAUGUACGUAAAGAUCUUUACAUAUACAUAUAUAUAUAUAUAUUUAUAUAUAUAGUUCUCUAUUCUUUCUGUAAUAAGAAAACAAGUUAUUGCCCCUCUUAAACAUGUUGCAUUUAACAUAGGUUUUUGUUCACCAUUUUAAAGUUUUAAUUGAACAGAAUGCCAUGUGGUACCACAUAUCAAAACUGACAAAACAGUAACAGCAUGGACCUUCGUGUGUCUCCACGUAAUAUAUAUAUUUUUUGUUAGUGUAACAUAUCUUGGUUUGUGUCGUUUUUCUCCAGUCAACCUGACGAUGAAACAUACAAAGAUGUCCUCAUAUAUGUCACCUUGGUCUUCAAACUGAGAAGGUAAAAAGACCUGUGGCAAAUACAAACCAUCAGCAUGAUGCUAUUUAUUACAGGUUAUUUAUGAGCCCUUGACCCACCGCCAUUGCAUUUGUAAAAUUUAUUCAUUUAUGAGAACUGAAAUAAAUUGUAUUAGAAUAAAAAUAGGGCACAUAAAAAAAACACCUGAUGAUCUGCAUUUGAUAUUUUGGACUGAUCAGAUAAAAUGAUUUCAUAAUCGUUUUAAAACACACAAGUAGAUUAUAGUAGGUUUGUUCGAAAGCUGCUACCUUCAUUUUAUUGCCCUCAGUGAACAGGUGCUAAAUCAGUAGCAUGUUAGAUGAGAUGAUAUUUAGUUAGUCCACUGAGCAUCUUGGCUUUGACAUGUGCGAACUGAUCAAGAGGUAAAACAAAUAAAAUAAAAUAAACGAACGCUUGUAAGGUACUACAGUGGAUUUAAAAAGUGUAAACACCCCUGUUGAAAAAUCUGAUUUUGGGGACAUAAAAGAUUAUUUUAUGAUACUCUUAAAAAAAAUCCACCUUUAAUUUGGUACAUAAAUUCUGUACAUUAUUAACUUGUAUAAUAACAUUUCUGGGCAAAUGGUAAAAAAAAUAUAAAAGAUGGACCCAUAUGUAGAGAAGCUGCACAAGUUUCUAAGUACUGGUUGAAUUAUACGUGUGAUAAUCUCCUCUAAUCCCCAAAAUGUCUGAAUAAGUAAGAUCACUAGUCUGAAGUACUUUCUCCUAAAAAUCAUCCAGGUCUGGAUUAAAUAUUACAACUGUGGUGGGAGAAUUUUUUCAAUUAUUUAUUUAUUUUUUAAAACAAGAACUAAAAGAUGAUUUGGCACAAAAACAGUACAGCAUGUCACCAAAGCAACAUCCACACUGAAACAUAGUGGUGGCUGCAUAAUGCUCUGGGGGUUUCUUCUCUCCUAAGCUGCGCUGUUUUUCAAAACUCCAAUUCUAUUCUGACCCCAAGCAUUUCAAAUGUCUUCUGGAAAGCUGAAUAUGGAGAGAGGUUGUAAUUUUCCAACAUCACAGUGAGUCCAAUCAUACAUUUAUAUCAAUAGAAUAGAAUGACAAUAGAAUGACUUCAAUAUAGAAGAUUUUUACUUCUACCCACAAGGUAGAGAGAGUAAAUGUGGUGACACCUAAAGGCAGCAUUUUCAUAAACUCCUUCAGAGGGCUGCAUGCUAAAAUUGAAGCUAAACACGUUAUUGCACUCGUUCCACCCUAACAAAUUGGUUGUUCAGUUGAAUGGUACAUGUUAUAUGUCAGGUUAAAGGUGGUAAAGAUGUAUCAUGGUCUGUUUUAGAUCAGAAAUAUAGGACUUUUGAACAGGGGUGUGGACCCUUUCAUGAUAAAAUCAAAUUACAGGUGAUAUGAUGGAACAACAGCGUAGCUUUGUCACAACAGUUGCAAAAAAAACCAACCAAAAAAAAAAAAAAAA
Xiphophorus maculatus (southern platyfish) is the source of this 8464-nucleotide messenger RNA. It is a transcript of the gene elp2, whose product is annotated as elongator acetyltransferase complex subunit 2. Gene Ontology annotation, molecular function: protein binding. Gene Ontology annotation, cellular component: elongator holoenzyme complex. The record is from RefSeq and is a predicted model, not a curated record. The transcript has 22 exons. Gene Ontology annotation, biological process: tRNA wobble uridine modification. NCBI's taxonomy places the organism in Eukaryota, Metazoa, Chordata, Actinopteri, Cyprinodontiformes, Poeciliidae. The coding region runs from base 6 to 2525 and encodes 839 amino acids.